ACCGUCCUCCCCGCAUCCCACGUCGGACACUUCCUUCACUGCUACUUCUCCCUCCUUCCCUUUUGUGUCUGUCUUCUUCUCCCCAAUCUCGCCGCGCCAGCCUCAAACCCCACAGCGGCCACCGCACCGCCUCUCCACCUUCCUCCCACGGCCGCCGCCAUGAAACCCAGCAGCCCCACCGCCGCCGUCGGCACCGCCUUACACUUGGUCAAAACCCCCAACUUCGUCAAAUUCGCUGCCGUCGCUCUCCUCUCCCUCUCCGUCGCCCUCCUCUUCUACCACCACCCUUCCUUUCCCUCCGCCGCCUUCUCCGCAUUCACCUUCGCCUCCAACUCCUCUCCCACCGCCGUCCCCGCCAAUUCCACUUCUACCGCCCUCAACUCCACCUCCAUCGCCGCCAACACCACUUCCAUCGCGUCCAACUCCUCCUCCCCCUCCUCUGCUAUACUCAAAGUGAAGAAACUUCCUCCGCCGCCUCCAUCAGUGGCGCAGAGGACGGGGAUAGUGGACGAGAACGGGGCCAUGACCGAAGACUUCGACGUCGGCGAGUUCGAUCCCAGCUUGAUGGAAGAGCUCAGGGAUCUUAAGGGAGGAGCAGAAGAAACAGAGAAGAGGAAUGAACCGGAAAUAGUCAAGUACGGUAAGUUCAAACCGUGCGACGAAAGCAAAAUCGAUUACAUUCCUUGUUUAGACAGCUUCGAAAGGCAUUGCCCCGAUUCAACUCUCGUUUGCAUCAUCCCUAUGCCAAAUGGCUACCAGAAAUCCCUCCCCUGGCCCAGGAGCCGAGACGAGCUCUGGCUCCAUAAUGUGCCUGAUACACGCCUGGUUCAAGAUCAAGGCAGCCAGUAUUCGAUGUCCGUGAAAGAUGAUAAGAUCAGUUUUCAGGAUGGUGGAAGUGAUCAAUAUUUGAACUUGGUUUCACAGGUAGUUUUCCUCGUUAAGAACAUGGUUCCUGAGAUCGAUUUCGGCCAUCAAACGCGCAUUGCAUUAGAUAUUGGUUCAGGGAUUGGGAGCUUUGCAGCGUCUUUGUUUAAGUACAAUGUGGUUACACUUUCGAUUGGGACGAAAGAUGUUCAUAAGAAUCAGAUUCAGUUCGCACUGGAGCGUGGCCUUCCUGCCAUGGUAGCGGGGUUUGGUGCUCGUAGGUUGCCCUAUGCGAGCCAAGCUUUUGACUUGAUACGUUGUUCAGGAUCUGGAAUUGACUUGACUGUCGACAAUGGAGUGUUGCUUCUGGAGGUGAACAGGUUGCUGAGGGCAGGACGAUACUUCGUGUGGGGAGGGCCACAAGUUGAUAAUAAUGGUUCAGAAAUGGAGGAUCUUGCUGCGAGAAUCUGUUGGCAACUUGUGAAGAAGGAAGGUAAUGUUGGUAUAUGGUGCAAGCCUUUGAACAACAGUUGCUAUCUUGGCCGGGAGAUUGGAGCGCAGCCACCACUGUGUAGUUCCAGCGAGGAUCCGGACAAUGUCUGGUAUGUGAAUAUGACAGCAUGCAUAACUCCAUUGCCAAAGGACGGGAAUGGAGGAAAUGUUUCUGUGUGGCCAGCACGACUUCACUCUCCUCCAGAUAGACUACAGAGUAUUAAAAUGGAUGCAAUGAUAUCGAGGAAGGAACUGAUGAAAGCAGAAUCAAGAUACUGGAACGAGAUAAUAGGGAGUUACGUUAGAGCAUUCCAUUGGAAAGAGCAGAAUUUUCGGAAUGUGCUAGAUAUGAGGGCUGGAUUCGGAGGCUUUGCAGCAGCUUUGAAUGACUUGGAGCUGACUUCUUGGGUUAUGAAUGUUGUUCCUGUUAAUGGCUUCAACACAUUGCCUGUUAUAUAUGACCGUGGACUCCUUGGGGUAAUGCACGACUGGUGUGAGCCAUUCGACACUUACCCCAGAUCGUAUGACCUCAUCCAUGCAGCAGGUCUAUUCUCCGACGAGAGGAAAAGGGCCAAGUGCAACUUUUCGACCAUCUUGUUGGAGAUGGACAGGAUGCUACGACCUGGUGGAACUGUGUACAUUCGAGACACCUUAGCAGUUAUUGGUGAAAUCCAUGAUGUAGCAUCCGCAAUGGGAUGGGUGGUUAUGGUUCAUGACACGAGCGAAGGACCUCAUGCGAGCUGGAAGUUCUUGGCGUGCGAGAAACGUAUGCCCUGACCUCCCCCACUGUACCCUUUUUCUCAUCUCAAGAGCUUCCCACAACUAAUUGUGAAGUUGUCUUUAUAGUUGUUGUUUGUAACUUGCUUCGUAUAACAGUUGCCCCUGGAUAAACUAACCUGCUAUAGAGUACACUUCCAGUUGAUCAUUUCAAUACCAAGAGGAAAGUACUGUUGCUACUGAGAGACUAAGUUUGGCUUCUUCUCUUUUUCCAUUGGUUGUAUAGAUAAAGAGUUCAUCAAAAGACCUCAAAAGGGAAGAGGGCAUGGGAAGAACAAGAAAGGCCGUAAAGAAAAGAAGGCUAAAACUGGGGACUCCCAAUUGAGAGUAUAGGGAAGUGCAGAUUCAUCAGAGAAGAAGCUGUAGCUUUUCCAAGGGAUCCAAAGUUUUUUACAUGCAUAGUGUUUUUUAAACUGUACAGAACCCAUGGGAGUUGGCUUCUAUUUCUGCAGCAAAAUCUGUUUUCUUUACUCUGCUGGAAACUUAUAGAAGUAAUCGCUAAGCUAGUUAGGCCAAUGUUCUUAAAAUCAAGAUUAUACUCAAUUUUCAAUAUUAUCUAGUGUAAUAUCCUACGAUUCAAAUUCACCCAUGAUUUAGACUUUCCAUGAAAUCUCCAUCCUGACAACAUUGGGUCACAACCCGGUUCUUCUGAUAAUAAGCGUCCUCUUGAGAUAACCAACCUAGGAAAAAGAUGAAUAACAAAAAAACUGCAUCGACUAAUUACUACCCACAUUCACAUCUAUACUAGACCAACUGCCCCCCUACAGCUUCUUCUGCUUGGAGCAAUCCCCGCGAGCUGCAGCAGUAUUCACCUGUUUCCCAAGAUACGCUUCGUAUAUCUCCACCACAAGCCUUGGAUCUUUCUCCACCAGCUCCAAAUACUCCUCCCGUGUAGUGAGCUUGUCCAUGUUCUCCGUGAUCAGAGACAACGAAGCUUGGAGCACAUGCCUUGCAUUGUGCUGGUGAGCGAAUGCAUAGCUCAUCAACGAGCUAUCCCAGUUCAAUCUGGAGACCAGAAAGGUCUCACAGUAACCUUUGAGAUACUUGAUCUGAUACUUCUCUGCCAGCACCAAAAGGUCGCAGGCCAUCUGUUCAUCGAGGCGUGCUUCAGCUGUGUACAUGUAGUUGACAAAGGUUCUGAGUGCAUCGUAUGAUACGUCGGGGAUUUUUAUGGUUCCACUGAUGCUCUCUUCCAUUUGGUUCUCAAGCAUUGCUCUGAACACAGGGGAGCGGCUUGCCUGAACGGCCUUGUGAGCAGGGACGGGCAACGGAGACGAGCCAUCGGGGCCUUGGUCGUCGGAGGCGACCAAGACGACGUCGGAGAAUUUGCCGUCGAAGUGGUUCUGACCGAUAGGGGAGCAGAAUUUCAAGAAGGCGAUCUUAGCCUUGAGAUCGUCGAUCUCUUUCUUCAACUCUUGCUCGGUCUCGGUUGCCUCGUCGUAGCACUCCUUGCAGGUUCCGGCGUCGAUCGAGUCGUACUCUUCCUUGCACGAGAGACAUCGCAUCGUCUCCGAGUCGGAAUCAUCGGUGUCCGACUCGACAGUCGGCCGGCGGUGAGCGUUCAUCGGGGAAGUUGUUCUGUUAUUUCCCCGUCUGAUAUUUUUCCGCGUAGUUAGGGCCUA
Messenger RNA from Linum tenue, 3755 nucleotides. The record is from the annotation of a GenBank genome assembly. NCBI's taxonomy places the organism in Eukaryota, Viridiplantae, Streptophyta, Magnoliopsida, Malpighiales, Linaceae.